This is a messenger RNA of Staurois parvus, 622 nucleotides long. NCBI's taxonomy places the organism in Eukaryota, Metazoa, Chordata, Amphibia, Anura, Ranidae. The record is from the annotation of a GenBank genome assembly.
GAGGCACAUCAGGCUGGGCUGCGGACAGAGGCACAUCAGGCUGGGCAGCAGGCACCGGGCCGUCAGGCAAGGCAGCAGGCACGGGCCUUCUAGCAGAACAGCGGGCACGAGUCACCUGGCACGACAGCGGGCACUGAGUCAUCUGGCACGACAGCGGGCACCGAGUUAUCUGGCACAACAGCGGGCACCGAGUCAUCUGGCAUGACAGCGGGCACCGGGUCACCAAGCUCAACAGCGGGCACCGAGUCAUCUGGCACGACAGCGGGCACCGAGUCAUCUGGCACGACAGCGGGCACCGAGUCAUCUGGCAAGAUAGUGGGGGCACCGGGUCACCAAGCUCGACAGCGGGCACCAAGUUAUCUGGCAGGACAGUGGGCACUGAGUCACCAAGCUCGACAGCGGGCACCGAGUCAUCUGGCACGACAGCGGGCACCGAGUCAUCUGGCACGACAGCGGGCACCGAGUCAUCUGGCUGGAUCAGGUUGGAUCGGGUCAUCAGGCUGGAUCACGAACACCGGGUCAUCAGGCUGGAUUGGGUCAUCAGGCUGGAUCGGGACAUCAGGCUGAACAACGGAAGGCGGGUUCUCAGACAGCAGGCUGACCAGUUUGGAUACUGGUAGGA